Nilaparvata lugens (brown planthopper) is the source of this 3710-nucleotide messenger RNA. Its product is annotated as ubiquitin-conjugating enzyme E2 Z-like. Gene Ontology annotation, cellular component: nucleus. NCBI's taxonomy places the organism in Eukaryota, Metazoa, Arthropoda, Insecta, Hemiptera, Delphacidae. The transcript is spliced from 5 exons. The record is from RefSeq and is a predicted model, not a curated record. Gene Ontology annotation, biological process: negative regulation of apoptotic process. Gene Ontology annotation, molecular function: ubiquitin conjugating enzyme activity; cysteine-type endopeptidase inhibitor activity. Bases 16 to 861 code for a protein of 281 amino acids.
AGGCUUCUUUAAGUUAUGAGUUUCUCAAGUUCAUUGGAUUGGGAUCCCGAUCGUAAUAAAAUCAGUUUCAACAAUGAUACACCUCCAUACACUUGUACUUUGAGGAUAAAAAGGGAUAUGAUGUCAAUAUACGAUGAUCCACCUCCCGGACUCUUUGUGGCCCCAGACGAAAAAGACCUAACCUUCAUUCACGCUCUCGUCACCGGAACUUUUGACACGCCUUAUGAGGGUGGAUUCUUCUACUUUGUGCUCAGAUGUCCUCCCGACUACCCAAUCAGGCCGCCACUUGUAAAACUCAUGACAACAGGAGCAGGAAAAGUUAGGUUUAAUCCUAAUUUGUACAAAUCUGGGAAAGUUUGCCUCAGCAUCCUUGGGACGUGGUCUGGACCAGCGUGGAGUCCUGCACAGACUUUGAGCAGCCUUUUGCUCUCCAUCCAGUCUCUGAUGACAGAGAAACCCUACCACAACGAGCCAGGCUUUGAGACUGAGCGUAACCCGGGAGACGCGGCCCGCUACAACGACAUAAUCAGACACGAGACAAUCAGGGUGGCCGUGUGCGGAAUGCUCGACAACGACUAUGGCCUUAAAAUUCCCAAAUCGUUCGUCGAAGCGAUGGAGAAAAACUUUCUCGAGUUCUACGAUCUUUAUGUGGCUGUGUGCAAUGAGAAGAUGCAUCUCACUGGCCAACUGAUGCUGGAUCCUUUUGGUGAUAAAAGAGGAACAUUUAACUACAAAGCUCUCCUGGAAAGACUGCAGACCAUAAAGGACAGAUUAGUGGACAAGUCUGAUUCAGGCAGCACAUCAAGUUCCAGUCCAGACUCCACAAUCACCAGUGGUGGACUCAGUCCUAAUGAUAAGUGAAAACAUUGUCAUGUCAUGUUAUGUUGUCAUUUGUUGUCGGUUGGUGGAAUUCUCGUUGUAUAUUGAUGUGAAUAAAAUUUCGUAUUAAACCCACCUGAAAAUUUGUAUAACUCGAAUAUAAAGCUAGUAUUAAAUAUUGUAAGGAUCUAACGAAAAAAUAUUAUUUGGUUAACGGUUACAGUAAAUCAGUUGUCCAAAUUGGGGCUCUUACAAAUGUAAUGAUUUUGAUUCAGUUUAUGCUCUCUGUUGUCAGUUUAUACUCAGUGAAACUUCUUGAAGCAGGAUUUUCCAAACCAUGCUUUAUUUUUUAACGGACAACUAACGUUUUCAACGCAUGCUUUAUAUAUUAUUUUAGAGUGUCAAGCUAUUCCAUGACCUACAUUAUCUACUAGCAUUUCAAAACUAUUUAUCAUUCAAACUAUUGAAAAUGUUCGUAUCGUACGGUUGAUUUUUAUCACUUGUGUGAAUUCAUUUUCAAACCGAUUUAUCUUUCUUAUUAGAACCAAAGUUAGUUUGGAAAUUUUCAUCUUUAAAUUGGGUUUCAAACUUUUUGGCGAUGCUCCCGCCUCAUUCACGGUUUAAAGAGCUCCUAUUCCUCUUCCUAUCUUAUUAAAAUCUUAUUUUGUUUCAUUUAAAUGUACAAUGGUAUCGGCCAUGUUUCAAUUUACUUUUUCAUCUCAGAUUCCACUGUCUUACAUUUCAAUGUUCUCUUUGCAUAAUAUGUUCUGAGUUGUCUUUUUCUUAGAGCUACUUUUAAUAUAAAUAAAAUGAAAAUAUAAAUCAAAACAUCAGUAUCACAACAUGUUUUGAACAUUAAUGGCUUUAUGUCAUUUUGGCUUUAAUGUCCAAAACAUGUUAUGAUAAAAUAAUUUUAAAGUGUACUGAGAUUUAUAUUUUUAUUUUAUUUAUGUGCUGACUUGUAUCCUUGUGUAUUUUUCUCGUUAUCAUUUUUGUGUAUUUUGGUAUUCCCUGUUUAAUAUUAGUGCAUAUAUAUAUUCAUUUAUUAUCAUUUUUGCCUUGAUGUCCUGUUAGAAUGAUUUUUGAUAAAAUGGAUCAUGAAUACAGAUGGGCAUAAUUAUUAUUAUAAUUAUGAAGGUUGAAGCUUUUUCCAUCUCACGGAUGAUCAGUAUUCAAAUAUGAUUGAAAUUAUUUUGUGGGAAAAUCCAUAAAUUUUCACAUCUAACAGGUUUUCCUAAAUAUGACUCACGAAGAUGUUGCUAUUCAAAUUAAAACUUGAAUUUAUUGCAUUCACUUGAGGAAAUUUUUGUCAUUAUACAAUAUUUGUAAUUAUGUAUUGUUAUUCCUACUUUGAAUGUAUGAAAUAUUCAAGACGCGAAACGUACAUUCCGAUUUACAAUAUGUUCAUGCUGCCAAUACUAAAGUCUUUGUUGAAUAAUAGAAACAAGAUCUAUUGAACUUGUUUAUCUCAGAUAUGUAUGUUUGUUUCCUGCAGUAUUUACAAUAUUUAGAGGUUUCACUGUCUAGAGAAAUACUUUAUCAAAAUAAUUUCAUGGUUAUUUCAAUAAAUAAUAUCAGAUACAAUGUACAAUACUUUGUAAACAACUAAUUUUCACAAGGUCUGUGAUAGAGCAACUUGCGUCUUCAGUUUGGAUAAACCUUUGAAAUUGCUGUUUGUGUCAUGUCUAGUCUAGACAAACCAAUAUAUAUGAAUUUACUCGACACCAUUCCUAGAUUUGUACGAGUUAUCUUUAUGCUAAAGCAUAUUCAUUAACCAACUUGUUUAAUUUUUUUAAAGAUUAUCUAGUUAUGUUGAAAUAAUUUAUAGUUUCUUAGAUGACGUUUAAUGUAAACAAAUAACGUUUAUAGUGAUGUUAGUUUUGAUUUAGUUAUUUGUUGAGCAUUCUAUGUUUAUUGUUUAACAUUUUGCUACCGCAUGAAUGAAUGUUUUGUAUUAAAUAGUUUAUACUUUGGAAAUCAUUCCUCUAUUAUUCUCUUAGUUUUCAAAUAUGAGAUACUUCUGAAUCUAUAAUUCUCACUUAAGUUUGCCAUAUUGUUUUGUUGAUGUCGGGAUGAAAAUCAGAAUUUCAUCUCAAUUCUUAAAAUCAAAUUAAAAAUAAUAAUAAAUUUUCAAUGUUCUUCAAUUGGAUGAUAAAAAAUCGUUUUACUCAUUUCAUUAGCAGAUAUUACGAAUCUCCCUACAAUUCCCGAAAAUUUAAUUCAAUAAGUUAGCUUGUAUAUUAAGGUGUUAGUUUCAGAAUUAAGAAGCCUCAUAUUGAAUUUGAUUGCUGGUAUGUUUGAAAUUGUUUAUGGGCAUUUUUGGAAGAGUAGGCCUAUUUAGAGUUGGUUCAGUUGUUUACUCGAAGAUUAUAGCCCAUAAACUUAUUCCUAGGUUUAUUACUAGUUUUUCCUCUUAAUCAGUAUAUUAUACCAAGAAAAUUCAAGAAAUUAAUAAUAUGAGAAUAAGAUUUUUUUUCACUAAAGUAUAUGAUGUUGAAUCAUUCAUUUUCAGUUGUAGGUUGUUUUCUAAAACUUUGUAUUAUAUUAUUCUAGUUGCGGUAUCUCAUAAUUCCAUUAUUUCCAACAAGCCGUUGACUUUGAUGCUAAAUACAGUUUCAAAGCCAAUAAUAUAGCCUACUGUUUACUAAAAAAUAAUCAUUUGUGUACUUAAACAUUUCCUAAAGAAGGAAUGUCAGAAUCCAUCAAGUAAAGGUAACUUUGAGCAUAGAACCCUUCAAACAAAUUUGUUUAUUAAGAUUCCUAAACCCUAUAUUGUAUUCAACUUUGUUAACACUUAUAUUGAUGUUUAUUUAGUUACUUAUUUGAGAAUUAUGUGUGAUGUACAAUGUACUCGCUAAUUCGUUGAAAAUAUAUCGUUCUAUUUAACCUUU